Molecule: messenger RNA, 1441 nt
Organism: Drosophila yakuba
Lineage: Eukaryota; Metazoa; Arthropoda; Insecta; Diptera; Drosophilidae
Product: solute carrier family 25 member 35
Exons: 3
Coding region: 200-1111 (303 amino acids)
Source: RefSeq, a predicted model, not a curated record
AAGUUAUAUUGCUCGCCAAAUUUAUAUUAUAUUUGUAUAACGGGCGAGGAGAGCACAGUAGUGCCAGCUAAUCGCGGCGGAGAAUUAUGAAAUACACGGCACAUACGCAUCGUGCGGCUUCUUAGAGCCACAGAGAUCCCGCAGCAGGCGGCACAACAGUUUCUAGUCAACUACUAUCCUCAACGGAACUCGUGAUUACAUGGCUACAUCGGAUUUUGUUCUGGGCGGCCUGGCCUCCGUGGGUGCCACCUUCUUCACCAAUCCGAUCGAGGUGAUCAAGACUCGGAUCCAGCUGCAGGGCGAGUUGGCGGCGCGGGGAACGUAUGUGGAGCCCUACAAGGGAAUUGUCCAUGCCUUCGUCACAGUGGCCAAAAACGAUGGCAUUCUCGGCCUCCAAAAGGGCCUCGCACCGGCGUUGUACUUCCAGUUCAUCAUCAAUUCCUUCCGACUCAGCAUUUAUUCGGAAGCAAUGGAGAGACGGUGGAUGCACAACCGGAGUGGCGAGGUGUCCUACGGAUUGGGACUCAUGUGGGGCGCCAUUGGCGGCGUCGUGGGCUCCUACUGCUCCAGUCCCUUUUUCCUGAUCAAAACUCAGCUGCAGUCACAAGCUGCAAAGCAAAUCGCAGUGGGCUACCAGCAUGCCCACACUUCCAUGAGCGAUGCCCUGCGUCAGAUCUACUCCAAGAAUGGAGUACGCGGACUCUGGAGAGGAUCUGUGGCCGCAUUGCCCAGGGCGGCUUUGGGAUCAGGUGCCCAGAUAGCCACCUUUGGCAAGACCAAAGCCCUUUUGGUGGAGUACGAUUUGGUGACGCAGCCCACAUUGAACUCCUUCUCGGCUGGCUUGAUAGCAGGAUCCAUUAUGUCGGUGGCCAUAACACCGCCGGAUGUAAUUACCACGCGAUUGUACAACCAGGGUGUGGACGCCGAGGGACGUGGUCUUCUUUAUCGCGGCUGGGUUGACUGCUUUGUGAAAAUCCUGCGAUCGGAGGGCGUCUAUGGUAUGUACAAGGGCUUCUGGGCCAACUACCUGCGCAUUGCCCCACACUCAACACUUGUACUGCUCUUCUUUGACGAGCUCAUCGCCGUACGCACUAAGUAUAGAAAUCAUUGACCCCAAAGAUCACUGGCUAGGUAGCAUUAAUUUAAGUACAAACUCGUUCAAAUAUUUUCCAAUACCCGCAAAUAUACACUUUGUUUUUUAUUGUUAAGCCAAGUUCAGAUAAACAAAAUUGAAUGUAUGUCGGUUAUCGCUUAUAAUUUGUUUGCCUAAAUCUGGCUUUAGUCUGUAGCGAGUAGCCAAAAGUCCUAGUUCCAAUCUCUUAGACUAGUAAAGCCCCAGAACCAACUUGUGCCUUCAGUAAUCUAAUUUAAGAGCUGUUCCUGUAGCCAUUAACCGUGCAAUACUUUUGUGAAAUAAACCAGUUAGGCUGUUACUUUUUAA